AGCAGCUUCUUUCCUGUGUCAAAAACAAGAAGAUCCCAGUUCAAAAAAAAAAAAAACAAGAAGAUCAGCCAGUGAUCGCCUCCCAAAACAACUCUCAAAAACCCAAGUUUUUCCAGGCCUUCUCGUGGUGUCUAUCGACGUUCCUUGAGGGAGCAGCCUUUCGCUACUGCCGCCACUCCACAUCUUCCCACGCAAGGCGAAGAUGUCGGUGGCCGUGUGCCGUGGCCCGGCCGUGCCGGCGUUCGAGACCCCCGCCUGGCUGCGCCCGGCUGAGCUGUACAAGCCGGAGGCGGCGGUGGCCGACGACCGGCCUGCGCAGGUCGACGUAUGGAAUGCCAUCCAGGCCGACGUGGUCGACAGCAAGGCGGCCGCCGCCAAGAAGCCGUACGUCAGCCCGCGCGUGCGCCGGUCCAUGAGCCAGAAGAGCCUCGAGGUCUGCACCGAGAGCCUCGGCUGCGAGACCGGCUCCGGCGACUUCACCGACGCCGUCGACAUGGCCUGCCUCUUUGGUGCCUCGCCGCUGCCGACGGCGCCCGGCGAGGCAGAGGAGUCCUUCUGGGAGGAGAGCAGUGCCGCACAAGAAAGCUGCUACCCGGGCGAGGUCGACCUCGUGGCGGUGAACUACCACUCCUCGGCCGGGAGACGGUCGCCGCGCCGCUCGUUCCCGCCGCCGCUGCCGUCCAUGUCCAGCCGCGACGGGCCGUGCCUGAAGAUGUGCUCGCGCCGCCAGGACGGCCGCCUCGUCGUCGAGGCGGUGGUGGUGAGGCCGCGCGGGUACCUCCAGGCGAACCGCCAGGGCGGCCGCCUCUGCCUCUCCUUCAUCGAGUGUUCUGCCCGUGGGCAGAGAGGUACGAGCAAGAGCGCGGCCCCGGCCGAGGCGUCCUACUUCGUCCCGGUCAUGGAGGGCAAGUGCGAGCCAGAGCAGGAGGUGGCCAUGCAGGUGGAGGAGGAGGAGGAGGAGGAAGACGAGGAGGAGGUGGAGGUGGUGGACAGAGGCACCAUGGUGGAGGUGAAGGUCAGCUCGCAGCCGCAGGCGCCCGCGGCCGCCAAGGUGCACCGGUCGACGCUCGUGAUCAACAAGUUCGUUGGGAGCACGCCCUUCACCUUGGAGCAAGCGCGGUGCCACGCCGCCGACGCGCCGCACCCCGAGCCGUCCGCCCGCGAGGAAACCCCAACGCUGCUGCGCCGGGUGCCCUCGUCCACGACGACGCUCGCGGCCGCGGUCGCGGUGGCGUCGACCGAGACGGGCGCGCCGCACGCUCCCGUCGACGGCGACGACAGUGACGAGGAGGACGAGGUCGACGAGUGCGGCGGACGGCACCACCGCGCGUCGGCCCUGGCCGCCGCGGACACGAAGCAGCAGCUCCUGCUGUUCACGUCGCGGCGGGGCGACAAGCACGACCUGCUGCAGAGCGUGCGGCGGUGCCGGCAGCUGCGGCAGAAGCCGCUCUUCAUCCUGGAGCAGUACUGCAUUGCCACCUCCUAAUCGCACGCACAUGCGCUCACCCGAAGCAAAGCACGAGACAAAACAUGUACAAUCACUCACAGCAUUUGCACUGCUGCUAAUGCGAUACUUCGGUUGCAUUUGCAUUUGCCUUAAACUAAUCGAGCACGCACGCCUACAAUUCCCGUCCCAGAUCCCAGAUAGUUAGCCAGUGGGAUAAUAACAACCUUAAUCCGUGGCCACAGUGGCUGCCUGCUGCAUGCAUGCCGGGCUUUUUUGUGACACAUGUCGCUCUUUUUUCCCUGAUCGAUCGAUCGGUCGGGUCGCCGUUUGGCCCCGGUGCAUGCAGCGGCUAGCUCUGCUUCCGGCCGGCGUGACCGCUAGUACUGCACUCGUGAUGUAUUUCCAGUGUGAUUUGAGUAAUUAUUCAAUGAAUUAACAGAUUGUUG
This is a messenger RNA of Triticum dicoccoides, 1893 nucleotides long. Its product is annotated as protein FAF-like, chloroplastic. The coding region runs from base 203 to 1486 and encodes 427 amino acids. The record is from RefSeq and is a predicted model, not a curated record. NCBI's taxonomy places the organism in Eukaryota, Viridiplantae, Streptophyta, Magnoliopsida, Poales, Poaceae. The transcript has 2 exons.